GGCUGGAGCAUGCAGCCGGCAGGUCCCUUGUGCAGCCCAGCUGCCUUGGCUAAGGCCCAGCCAGGCCCAAGCACUCAGGACAGAGGCUGGAGAGGCUCCUUCCUACAGCCCUGCUCUUGGACACGGUGCCCUCCAGCUCUAGUAGGCCAGGAGUUGAUGGGGCAACUGGCCCUGUUCCCUGGCCCUGGCUCCCCCUGCUCCCUGGGGCUGCCCGAGGUGAAGGUGACAGGUGGGGGAGGCAGGUGGAGAAUUGGGCCAGUGAGCUCAUGGCAAAGGCGCCCAGCUGGGCAGGGGUGGGUGCUCUGGCCUAUAAAGCCCCCGAGGCCCUGUGGCCUGCAGAAGCAGUUGUGGACGGCACCAUGGAGGACUCCGAGGCGGUGCAGAAGGCCACGGCGCUCAUCGAGCAGCGGCUGGCACAGGAGGAGGAGAAUGAGAAACUCCGGGGAGACGCACGCCAGAAGCUGCCCAUGGACUUGCUGGUACUGGAGGAUGAGAAGCACCACGGAUCUCAGAGUGCAGCCCUGCAGAAGGUGAAGGGCCAAGAGCGCGUGCGCAAGACGUCCUUGGACCUGCGGCGGGAGAUCAUUGACGUGGGCGGGAUCCAGAACCUCAUUGAGCUGCGGAAGAAACGCAAGCAGAAGAAGCGGGACGCCCUGGCCGCCUCGCAGGAGCCGCCCCCGGAGCCCGAGGAGAUCACUGGCCCUGUGGAUGAGGAGACCUUCCUGAAAGCCGCGGUGGAGGGGAAAAUGAAGGUCAUUGAGAAGUUCCUGGCUGACGGGGGAUCAGCUGACACGUGCGACCAGUUCCGUCGGACAGCACUGCACCGAUCCUCCCUGGAAGGCCACGUGGAAAUCCUGGAGAAGCUUCUAACUAGUGGAGCCACUGUGGACUUCCAGGAUCGGCUGGACUGCACAGCCAUGCAUUGGGCCUGCCGCGGGGGCCACUUAGAGGUGGUGAAACUUCUGCAAAGCCGAGGAGCAGACACCAAUGUGAGGGAUAAGCUGCUGAGCACCCCGCUGCACGUGGCAGUUCGGACAGGGCACGUGGAGAUUGUGGAGCACUUUCUAUCCCUGGGCCUGGACAUCAAUGCCAGAGACAGAGAAGGGGAUACUGCCCUGCAUGACGCCGUGAGGCUCAACCGCUACAAAAUCAUCAAACUGCUGCUCCUGCAUGGGGCUGACAUGAUGACCAAGAACCUGGCAGGAAAGACCCCCACGGAUCUGGUGCAGCUGUGGCAGACUGAUACCCGGCACGCCCUGGAGCAUCCUGAGCCGGGGGCUGAGCAUAACGGACUGGAGGGGCCUGAUGAGAGUGGGCGGGAGACCCCUCAGCCCGUGCCAGCCCAGUGAAUUUGUGCCCCAGCACAGCCAGCUACCCAGCCCCUCUCUGUGUGCAGCCAGAGGGUCCUAAGAAUGACUCUCAGAGCUGAGGGCCCAGCCUUUUUUCGGCGUGAUACAGGAGCACCCACAAACUACCACAAUAAAAAAGCUGUUUUUGCUAA
Rhinopithecus roxellana (golden snub-nosed monkey) is the source of this 1501-nucleotide messenger RNA. It is a transcript of the gene ANKRD2, whose product is annotated as ankyrin repeat domain 2. The record is from RefSeq and is a predicted model, not a curated record. Gene Ontology annotation, biological process: regulation of transcription by RNA polymerase II. NCBI's taxonomy places the organism in Eukaryota, Metazoa, Chordata, Mammalia, Primates, Cercopithecidae. Gene Ontology annotation, molecular function: RNA polymerase II-specific DNA-binding transcription factor binding. Gene Ontology annotation, cellular component: nucleus. The transcript has 9 exons. The coding region runs from base 267 to 1349 and encodes 360 amino acids.